CAUCUGUCACAGCCACAAGCUCUUUCGUUUGACGAUUGAUCACCAACAUCAGGAGUCGCUUAUGCGCGUCUCCGCUCGGAAUGCAAAGUCAGCGGACGUUUGGGGCCCAUACAGCAUGCCUGUACUGUCACACCAUCUGUAGUAACCAACAUCAUGGAGGCUGUAAUCGCCAAAGACGAUCGUCAUGGCAAGUCAAAUCCUCUGGAGGAGGGACAGAUUCCGCCUACAAGUAUUCGUCAGCCACGUUCCUGUUCAAACGAAAAUCUAUGGAUGAGCAUCCUACAGAGACAACAACUCCUACCCUCCUAACCUUUUUGAUACGGGCACCAUGGCCAAUCUUAUCAUUUUUCAGAUCUUUUCAGGCUACAUCGGCCUAUUUGCCUUAGUCUUGACUAUUGCCGGUCUCGCUUUCGUACUAUGGCGAGUGGCAAGAUACCGGCAUAUUCCAGGCCCCUGGCCAUGCCGAAUUUCCCAUCACUAUGUUGCAAUGUUCGAAUUGAUUCGUCAAAGACCUCAGGCCAUCGCAAAAUGGCAUCGGAAGUAUGGCCCUUUCGUGCUUAUUGCACCCGGAGAAGUAUCAAUCUCCGACGUUACGGCUAUGCGAGACCUUUACAGCAGUUCCAAGAGGAACCCCAAAAGCGAUUACUUUGACCACUUCAUUUAUCACGGAGAGCGGUCAAUAUUUGCCGAAAAGCCGUACGAGGAGCACAAGGCGAAGAGAGGCUUGUCUUCGGCGUUCUACCAGGCAACUUCCAUCUACAAGUCAGAGAUACAACAGCCUCUCCGGCGAAAGGCGCUUGGAGUCCGAGAGACACUUGAGAGACAUUCCAAACUGGAGCAAAUCAUCGAUGUGUUCCCCGUCAUCAACCACUACGCAUGGGACAAUAUCACCGCGUUAGUUUACGGACCAAGGCACUGCUCUCAUGCCGUUCAAGGAGACUACACAGAUCGCGACAUUCUUGCCAGACUCAAGAACACCGAAAUGUGGAACUCCCUCAAGUUCAACCUACCUUUCGCCCACAACAUAAUGGAAAAAGCCAUUUCCAUGUACACCGGCUCAUCCAAAUUCCUCUCGGCGGAACGUGACCUGGAUGUCUGGGCCAUGCAGCGUCUGGCUUACUCACUUUCUGAUCCCAAGUCAUCGUCUGAUUGGUCGCUUAUCCGCCUCAUUCAAGAUCUCCGACUUGCUGGUCGUGAGAUCUCUGAUGAUUACGUGGCAUGCGAGGUGAUUGACAACCUCCACGCGGCUCAGGCUACCGUCACUGUUGCUUUGACGUAUGUGGUCUACCACCUGAGCCGGAACCCUGACUGGCAGGCCAAGGUUCGAGCUGAGAUUGAGGCGCUACCGCGGGAAGAUGACGGUCUCCCGGUCUGGCAGUCACUCGACAAAGCCCCUAUUCUAGAAGCAUGCAUAAGAGAGUCAUAUCGGAUCAAUCCAGUUUCUAGUGGGCGAGCCGAGCGCAUAUUGGCCAAGGGCACUCGAUACGGCGAUGUUUACAUCCCCCCAUACACCGUUGCAUCCGCUUCGACCAUUGCGUUGCACCUGGACCCGUCAGUCUUUCCCGAGCCGCUGGAAUUCAACCCAAGGCGGUGGUUAGACGUCAAGCCUGAAGGCUUGUUAAGACUGGAGCGGUCUUUCAUCCCGUUCGGGUAUGGUGCCCGUCUGUGCCUGGGCAAAGCAUUCGCAACUCUCCAGGUGAAGAUGUUGAUAUCUGCUGUUCUUCUCACAUUCGAGACCGCAUUGGACGACCCAAGUCGUAUCAUGGAACAAUGGGGGACGCAGGACGCUUUGCCGAAGGGGCUUAACUGUAAACUUCGUUUCCGAAAGAGACAGAAUGUUUCAUGAGCAGAGCCGAUGUUUAGUCGGAUGAACCGGUAGCAUCGGGACCUGACAGCUUGUCAAGAGACGGGACAUGGAAAAUAGUCCCGGUGGGGGAGUAUUGUUGUUUAGUGAGUAGCAUAGUACCACGAAAAGUGAAAGGGAACAUUCGUAAACGGCUUGACCAAGAAACUUUCCCAAAGUGUCUUGACAUUGCAUCGCCAGCGGACCACAAAGGGUCUGGUUUGAGAGCGUUACGCCUAGGCCUAGCAUUAUUAAGGAGCUGCUGAUCUUGGACACGUUGGCUGACUCGCUUUCCCC
Messenger RNA from Colletotrichum acutatum, 2140 nucleotides. Its product is annotated as cytochrome P450. The record is from RefSeq and is a predicted model, not a curated record. Gene Ontology annotation, molecular function: iron ion binding; monooxygenase activity; oxidoreductase activity, acting on paired donors, with incorporation or reduction of molecular oxygen. Bases 329 to 1846 code for a protein of 505 amino acids. The transcript has 2 exons. NCBI's taxonomy places the organism in Eukaryota, Fungi, Ascomycota, Sordariomycetes, Glomerellales, Glomerellaceae.